This is a messenger RNA of Filobasidium floriforme, 1443 nucleotides long. Its product is annotated as ricin B lectin domain-containing protein. The record is from RefSeq and is a predicted model, not a curated record. Lineage: Eukaryota; Fungi; Basidiomycota; Tremellomycetes; Filobasidiales; Filobasidiaceae. The transcript has 10 exons. Bases 96 to 1097 code for a protein of 333 amino acids.
GGCGAAUCUCAACAAUUGGUUCUUGUUGAAUUGUCCGUUCGCAGCUUUGCUACAAUCAACUUCACCCAAAUAAAUCUAAACGACUGCCAACCACCAUGCUGUCUCGACUCUCCCUCAUCGCCAUCCUCACUACUCUCACCUCGGCUUCUCCGCUCAUCAAGCGAGCUCCCGCUUUCAAACUUCACCCAGCCGGUGAUAAGACUCUCUGCCUGGGAGUUCCUACCGGUACCACUCCUGGAGACGGAACGCCGCUAUACAACAUCCCUUGUGCUUCGGCUGCCACCGGCUUCGAGAUCGCCAAGGGUGACAACCAGGUCGUGAGGUUGACCGGAACUAACUUCUGCUUGGACGCUGGCAGUAACCCGAUGGAUGGAGGACCUGCCAAGCUCUGGACCUGUUACCCCGGACUUGCCAAUCAACGGUGGUACUACACCGAUGACAACCAUAUCGCCAUCACCGGAGGAACGGUCUGCUUGGACGGUGCAGGUGGAGGCUGUGGGCUCGGAGGAUGCGCUCCGGGAACCAAGACCUGCGGUAACGCUCGUGGACAGACUUGGACCGCCGAAGCUGUGGGAUCGACCCCUCCACCCCCUCCAACCACCACUCCGCCUCCGACUACCACCCCUCCUCCUACCACUACUCCUCCGCCUACUACUACUCCUCCUUCCAACCAGCCGGACAUCAAAUUGAUCCACCCUAAUGGAGACAACUCCCAGUGUCUUACGCUGGGUGCCAGAUCGCCUUCCGAUGGGACCUUGGUCCUCUUCGGCGCUUGUGACACUCAGAGCACCAGGUUCAGCGCCAACCAGUUCUGGGACAUCAACAAGGGAGACGGUCAGAUCAAGUUGCGCGGAUCCAACUAUUGCUUGGAUGCGGGGAGCAACCCUGGAAACGGGAUCGAGUUGAAGGUCUGGACUUGUUACCCGGGAGUUCCUCAGCAGCAGUGGUACUACACCGACGACAACCACAUCGCCAUCACAGGAGGCACCCAAUGCAUGGACCUCAAGAGGGAAGACGGACGGACCGCCCAGACUUGGACUUGUUCCGGAGGCAACCCUCAGCAGGUGUUCACCACCGGACCCCCUCUUUUCCUCUAAACUCCGCCGGGACCUCGCUCAAGAGACGGAGGAUUGGCUUGGGUGUUGGGACGGCCGAACAGACUGAGGAUGGAAACGUGAAUGAGAACCAGAUCGGAAUUGGGAUCGGAAUGGACAAUCACACAAAGAGAUCCGAAAGAGAAUAUAUGGACAAUCAGAGAAAACGAUACGCGAGAGAAUAUGGACAACCAGAUAGUCAAACAGAGAAAACGGACAAUUCGUCAUCAUAACAAGUAGUGGUAGUCGCUAUGUCUUCAGUUCCUGUUCCUAGCUGUAGUAUUCAUAAUUUGAUCCAAUAAUCCCUUCGGGCAAGGACUGUUGCGGCGAUGAGAAAUCAAUUCCCUUG